Molecule: messenger RNA, 849 nt
Organism: Pteronotus mesoamericanus
Lineage: Eukaryota; Metazoa; Chordata; Mammalia; Chiroptera; Mormoopidae
Gene: SKA1
Product: spindle and kinetochore associated complex subunit 1
Exons: 6
Coding region: 1-810 (269 amino acids)
Biological process (GO): chromosome segregation; regulation of microtubule polymerization or depolymerization; mitotic cell cycle
Cellular component (GO): outer kinetochore; spindle microtubule; mitotic spindle
Molecular function (GO): microtubule binding
Source: RefSeq, a predicted model, not a curated record
AUGGCCUCUUCAGAUCUGGAACAAGCAUGUGCUUAUAUUAAUGAAAAGAUUAGCAAUAUUAAAAAAUGUCUGUCAUUAAGGAACUGUGGUCAAGAACCCACCUUGAAGACUAUAUUAAAUAAAAUAGGAGAUGAAAUCAUGGUAGUAAAUGAACUUUUAAAUAAACUGGAAUUAGAAAUUCAGUAUCAAGAACAAACUACUAAUACUCUUAAGGAACUCUGUCAGUCUCUUGAAGAAGAUUAUAAAGACGUGAAACAUCUCAAAGAGAACAUUCCUCCCCAUUUGCCUCAAGUAACAGUAACCCAGGACUUUGAUAAUGUAUCAGAUCUUGACCUUGAAGAACCUGUCAAAGGUGAAGAACCUGUCAAAGGUGAGGAACCUGUCAAAGUUGAGGGACCUGGAGCCACAAAGAAGAAGCCCCCUAAAGAGCAAAGAAAUAUUAAAGAAAUGCCAUUUAUAACUUCUGAGGAGUUUAAUGGCAUUCCUGCGUACAUGAAAUCCCGCUUAACCUAUUGUCAAAUUAAUGAUGUUAUUAAAGAAAUCAACAAGGCAGUAAUUAGUAAAUAUAAGAUUCUACAUCAACCAAAAAAGUCCACUAUGAGUUCUGUGGCCAGAAAUCUCUAUCACAGAUUCCUUGAUGAAGAAACAAAGGAUACCAAAGGUCAUUAUUUUAUAGUGGAAGCUGACAUUAAGGAGUUCACGGCUCUGAAAGUUGACAAGAGGUUUCACGUGAUACUGAAUAUCUUACGACACUGCCGCAGGCUGUCAGAGGUUCGAGGGGGAGGACUCACCCGAUACGUUAUAACCUGAGGCCCUCGUGACCUUUUCAACCAGCCAGCAGUAGUGCAU